UAGAACUACUGGACAGCUGUCUUAUUUUAUUUGUUGGUAGCUCUCUGUGAAGGCUCAACAAGGUGUCAUGUUCCUGACUGUGCUGCACUGCAUGCUCAGCUGUGAAUUAACCCUUUGUUAUAGCCACCAGUACAUCUGUUAUCUUCACUGGGUUUCCACCUCCCUGAGUUCAAAUCAUCUUCCUGGUAAUGAAGAUGAAACCACAUUCAGGAAGUUAGGAAACUUUCAUAUGUUUUACUGUCUUUGCAGGAUUCCUACAUGAAAGAAAAUUAAUUCAGAAAAUGGAGGCAAGGCAGCUGAAAAGAAAUGUGGAGGCCCUGAUUGGUGAUUACAUCGGGCAGAAGCUCAGAGAAAAGUCUUUUGAUCCAAAAGGAAGGGAGAUCUCCAUACUGGAUGACCUGGCUCACUAUGACCUGGCCAUUAGUGUUGCCCUCUGGUGGUUGGACAGAGAAGAGGGACGGGAUGUGCUCGACAGAGACAUCAUUGGAGCAACAAGCAGCUCAGGUAGUGCCCAGUACCCAAAUCGCUUAGAACGGGAGGCUAUGAUCCUGUCGUCCUUUGCUGGAAUUAUUAUGAAUAGCCUCCCAGUGGAGGAGAUCUUGGCUCUAUACAGGUGUAAACCAGCUGCCUCAUACCCCAACCAUCAGUCCAAGACUGCAAUCGUCUACCCCUUCACUCUGUCCUACCAUCCAUUCGCCAUGCUCGGCUCUUACAAGGCUGUGUACCACUCCAAGAAGCACAAUCUAAAGUUGAAACGAUGGCUGUCUGAGAGGACAAAGUCUAAUGCCCCGCCUGGACGAGUCUCAGUGCAAUCUUCAUCAUCGUCCUCCUCGUCGCACUCCUUCCUGAGUGACAGCAAUGAUGGCCACGAGGAAAGAACUACGCGCUAUGAGGGUUCACAAGAGUCUCUGCAGGACUGAAGACACCUCCUGCACUCACUUCUGCUGUCUUUACUUUUGUUGUUCACUUCAUUCUGUCACACUGACCGUCUUUAAGAGUUGUUGCAAUUUUCAGCAUUUGGAGGCUGAGAGGUGAUGAAGACAAAUCUUCAUUAACACGUGUGAUAAUAACAUUAAAAGGAUGGUGAUUGUGGCUGAUAACCUGUUGUACUGUUGUGUAUCCAACUGAACCAAAUGACAAAACUAAUGUUAACUUGCUCUGAACAGUAAAGAGGAAACUGAUUUAGACUAUGGGUAGGAACGGGUAUUGUUUAAGUCAUAUGGAUUCCAAUAAGAUAAUAAUGCAUUUAAUGGUAUCACUAACAAUACAGUUGGACUUUUUCCCUGUACUGAUACAGUGAUAUUAUAGACAUUUUUUUGUUAUUUUCAGCAUUGUCAGUUGCCACUGUUU
Messenger RNA from Larimichthys crocea (large yellow croaker), 1350 nucleotides. It is a transcript of the gene c9h2orf80, whose product is annotated as chromosome 9 C2orf80 homolog. The record is from RefSeq and is a predicted model, not a curated record. Bases 282 to 920 code for a protein of 212 amino acids. The transcript is spliced from 8 exons. Lineage: Eukaryota; Metazoa; Chordata; Actinopteri; Sciaenidae.